This is a messenger RNA of Octodon degus (degu), 3122 nucleotides long. RefSeq names its product T-box 2 (gene Tbx2). The record is from RefSeq and is a predicted model, not a curated record. The transcript has 7 exons. NCBI's taxonomy places the organism in Eukaryota, Metazoa, Chordata, Mammalia, Rodentia, Octodontidae. Gene Ontology annotation, cellular component: nucleus. The coding region runs from base 47 to 2179 and encodes 710 amino acids. Gene Ontology annotation, molecular function: RNA polymerase II cis-regulatory region sequence-specific DNA binding; DNA-binding transcription factor activity, RNA polymerase II-specific. Gene Ontology annotation, biological process: regulation of transcription by RNA polymerase II; positive regulation of DNA-templated transcription; cell fate specification.
CGCGCGCCCCCGGCCCCGGCCCCCAGCGCCUGGGCCGGAUGUCCCGAUGAGAGAGCCGGCGCUGGCAGCCAGCGCCAUGGCUUACCACCCGUUCCACGCGCCGCGACCGGCCGACUUCCCCAUGUCCGCCUUCCUGGCGGCGGCGCAGCCCUCCUUCUUCCCGGCGCUCGCUCUGCCGCCGGGCGCGCUGGCCAAGCCUCUGCCCGACCCGAGCCUGGCGGGGGCAGCGGCGGCGGCGGCAGCUGCAGCGGCGGCGGCCGAGGCGGGGCUGCACGUCUCGGCGCUCGGUCCGCACCCGCCCGCCGCACAUCUGCGCUCGCUCAAGAGCCUGGAGCCCGAGGACGAGGUGGAGGACGACCCCAAGGUGACGCUGGAGGCCAAGGAGCUGUGGGACCAAUUCCACAAGCUGGGCACGGAGAUGGUCAUCACCAAGUCUGGGAGGCGGAUGUUCCCCCCCUUCAAGGUGCGAGUCAGCGGCCUGGACAAGAAGGCCAAGUACAUCCUGCUGAUGGACAUUGUAGCUGCUGAUGACUGCCGCUAUAAAUUCCACAACUCCCGCUGGAUGGUGGCAGGCAAGGCCGACCCAGAGAUGCCCAAACGCAUGUACAUCCACCCGGACAGUCCAGCCACCGGGGAGCAGUGGAUGGCCAAGCCUGUGGCCUUCCACAAGCUAAAGCUAACCAACAACAUCUCCGACAAGCAUGGCUUCACCAUCCUGAACUCCAUGCACAAGUACCAGCCGCGCUUUCACAUCGUGCGAGCCAAUGACAUCCUGAAGCUGCCCUAUAGCACCUUCCGCACCUAUGUGUUCCCAGAGACCGACUUCAUCGCUGUCACUGCCUACCAGAAUGACAAGAUUACACAGCUGAAGAUCGACAACAAUCCGUUUGCCAAGGGCUUCCGGGACACCGGGAAUGGCCGUCGGGAGAAAAGGAAGCAGCUGACGCUACCCACCCUGCGCUUGUAUGAGGAGCACUGCAAGCCCGAGCGCGACGGCGCCGAGUCGGACGCCUCCUCAUGCGACCCUCCCCCUGCUCGGGAACCGCCGACCUCCCCCGGCGCAGCGCCUAGUCCCCUGCGCCUGCACCGGGCCCGAGCCGAGAAGUCGUGUGCUGCCGACAGUGACCCUGAACCCGAGCGGCCAGGCGAAGAGCGCGCCUUGGUGGCCCUAGGUCGCAGCCCUGCUCGAGACAGCGCCAGUCCCCAUCGCCUGACCGACCCGGAGCGUGCCCGAGAGCGACGCAGUCCAGAAAGAGGCAAGGAACCCGGGGAGAGUGGCGGGGACGGCCCGUUUGGCCUGCGGAGCCUGGAAAAGGAGCGCUCCGAAGCCCGGCGGAAGGACGAGGGGCGCAAGGAGGCCGGUGAGGGCAAGGAGACCGGCAUGGCGCCGCUGGUGGUGCAGACAGACAGUUCGUCCCCCCUGGGCUCGGGACACUUGCCCGGCCUGGCCUUCUCCAGCCACCUGCACGGGCAGCAGUUCUUUGGGCCCCUGGGAGCCGGCCAGCCGCUCUUCCUACACCCAGGACAGUUCGCCAUGGGCCCCGGCGCCUUCUCUGCCAUGGGCAUGGGUCACCUGCUAGCGUCGGUGGCAGGAGGCGGCAGUGGAGGAGGCGCUGGGCCAGCAACCGCCGCGGGGCUGGACGCAGGCGGCCUGGGCCCCGCAGCCAGCGCAGCAAGCACCGCAGCACCCUUCCCGUUCCACCUCUCCCAGCACAUGCUGGCAUCUCAGGGAAUCCCAAUGCCCACCUUCGGAGGCCUCUUCCCCUACCCCUACACCUACAUGGCAGCAGCUGCUGCAGCCGCCUCUGCUUUGCCGGCCACCAGCGCUGCGGCUGCAGCUGCGGCAGCUGCGGGCUCCCUAUCCCGGAGCCCCUUCCUGGGCAGUGCCCGGCCCCGCCUGCGCUUCAGCCCCUACCCAAUCCCAGUCACCAUUCCACCUAGCACUGGGCUCCUCACCACUGGGCUGGUGGAGGGCUCCAAGGCUGCAGGUGGUAACAGCCGGGAACCCAGCCCACUGCCCGAGCUGGCUCUCCGAAAAGUGGGGGCUCCGUCCCGAGGAGCUCUGUCCCCCGGCGGCUCUGCUAAGGAGGCAGCCAGUGAACUGCAGAACAUCCAGAGGCUGGUGAGCGGGCUGGAGAGCCAGCGAGCCCUGUCGCCAGGCAGGGACUCACCCAAGUGAGGGGCUGCUCGCUUCGGCCACGAAGGCCUCCGGGGCUGCCUGCCCCUACUGCUUGGAACGUGUACAGCACAGAAUGGGUAUUUAUUUAAAUAAAGGAGAACAGCAGGCUGCCGCAGCCAGAAUAGAGAGCCUGGUCCCGCAAGCCAGGUUCUGGGGCACUUCCUCGGGCCUCAACCAGGAAUCAGGCCGCCGAGAACACAGUCAGUCGCCAUGGAGCCGCUGGACUCGGUCCAGACCUGCUCCGGCAUCAGUCCAGGUGACAUCGGUGGGGUCUCCGGUCUUCCAGCGCUGUGGGAGAGGCCUCGCUCCUGUCCCCGUGUCCCAGAAGGUGCACGGGCCAGAGGUGGGAUCUUCCGAGUCCCGGGCCCUGGCCCUAGGCCGGACCUCGUGAGAAACUGGGGGGCGGGGAGGAGGGGUGCUGGAGCAAGAGAAGACCUGAGCGGUGCAGACUGGAGCCAGGAGGGGCCUUGGCCUUUUAGCUCCCCGACCUCGUCCAUCCCAGGCAGGUACCCCUCCCGCUCCAGCCAGCGGAGGGAGUGGCGCUCCUGCCUGAAGUCCCCAGGGGGAAAAAGAUAUUUAUGAAAUAAAUGGUAAUUUGUGUAAAUAAGCUUUAAGGUUCCCAGAAUAUGCAAAUUGGUAUUAAUUUAUUCAAAGGUGUACAUUGCUGUGUACUUAUAUUUAGAGAUUAACUCAUAGCAUUUAAUUUUCUUCGUUCUCCAUGAGCAUCUAUAUUGUACAGGGCGUGGGUGGGCACCUUGGCUGAGGAGUCGCCCCCCACCCGCAGCCCGCCGGGAGGAGCCACCCGCCGGCCCCUCGGCCCCUGCGCCCGCCCGGGUUCUGCUGGCCUGGCCCGCGGGCUCCAUCUCAGGUUUUGACUUUUCGCUCCAAAGCGAGAACGCGACGGGAAAAAAAUUCGAGAAAACAAUAAAACGCUACCGUGCGA